This is a messenger RNA of Centruroides sculpturatus (bark scorpion), 2981 nucleotides long. Its product is annotated as homeobox protein CDX-1-like. The record is from RefSeq and is a predicted model, not a curated record. Lineage: Eukaryota; Metazoa; Arthropoda; Arachnida; Scorpiones; Buthidae. Gene Ontology annotation, biological process: cell differentiation; embryo development; animal organ morphogenesis. Gene Ontology annotation, molecular function: DNA-binding transcription factor activity, RNA polymerase II-specific; RNA polymerase II transcription regulatory region sequence-specific DNA binding. Gene Ontology annotation, cellular component: nucleus. The coding region runs from base 55 to 969 and encodes 304 amino acids. The transcript has 2 exons.
AGUGAAUGGGAGAAUGGAUUCUCUGUCUAACUUUUCCUACCUUCAAUAACCAGUAUGAUAUUGUACUGCAAGUCUCAUUCGACCAUGUUCUCUUCACCGAAUCGCCAUUCGAGUCAGACGGCUCCCUUUAAUCCGUACAACUACGGAUCUUCGUGCCCCAGUCAGGCGCAAACGGUGCAUUACAGUGCUUCGCAAAUAUCUCCCGCGUCGGACUUGCAAGACCAGACCUAUCAACAGAAUAACGUUUCGUGGCAUACCGCACCCGUUUAUCCGGUCUCCACAUGCGGAAGAUCGACGGCUUUCGACGACUGGGGGCAAGCUCAAGGCUCCCCCCUUUCGGCUAGUCCUUGUUCUCACGUGCAAAACAAUAACCAGAACCUGGGUUUAGCUCCGGGUACUAGUCAACCGUUUUACGGACAAACUUUCCAGCAGUACAGGCAACUGAAUACAUCUCCGGUGGCCGAUUACGGGGCUGCCGGUCACGUGAUUUCGGACAUGGGCCACCAUCCCAGUCCCGACACUACUCUGACUGUCUCUAGCGAUCCCGAGUCUCCCAACGUCAUCUCGGUCAGCACGGCCUCCGUCAGACCUCAACCGGCCAGAAGUCCCUACGAAUGGAUGAAAAAACCCUCUUACCAAAAUCAGCAAAAUCCCGGUAAAACCAGAACGAAAGAUAAAUACAGGGUGGUUUAUACGGAUCAUCAGCGAUUGGAAUUGGAAAAGGAGUUCCAUUACAGUCGCUACAUCACAAUACGAAGAAAAUCGGAACUUGCCUCCAUGUUAGGUUUAUCGGAACGACAAGUUAAAAUCUGGUUCCAGAACAGAAGAGCCAAAGAGAGGAAACAAGCCAAAAAACGGGAGGAGAUCAUGCAGAAGGAAAAAGACCAAGUUCAUCAAAUUCACGCGGCUAACACGCUAGCCGCCAUGAGUAAAUCUCUUAUCAAUCUAGAAACCGGACAGUGUUCCUAAAAACCACCGCCGAGAUCGCCCCUUGUGUGACGUCACGAUAACUAGUCACGUGUUUGGAGGAAAGAUAGACUACCGUUUUUCUAUUAGAAGUGAAAUAUGUUUAUUGCAGGCUGUGUAUGGAAAUUUCGUUGUUGAUAUCGCUAGUAAUUAUAUCUAUCCAAAUAUAUAUAUAUAUAUAUUGUUAAUACAACGAUUCGGUUCUUUAUCGUAGCCACCAUCCUACGCGAAAAUAUAAUUAUGUAACGUGUUCAUUUAUCGUCACCGAAGGCUAAAAAUUUGGUCUACUCGACAUUAACUCCGAUUACAUCUAACGCUUUAUAAACAGAAGAUUAAAUAUUCGCAAUCUUUUAUGCUAAUAUAUUCAAUUUAAAUGGCUCCUGUGAGUUGUGAAAAUGAUCCCAACGAGUUUUUCUCGGCGUAUUUACAACCGUUAAUAAGUGUACACUACUCCACAUACGCGUGAAGUACAGUACGUGAUUAGGUAUUAAAUACAGUACCUAACACGCGUGUGAUUACGUACCGUACCUCACAUACGAGGAGGCCGACGGGCUUAUUUUCCAGGCAAUUUGUAUAAUUCAUUACACACGGAAGCGUAUAAAAUGCGACUCCUAGGUAUAACAAUGGUAAUACAAACUACAAUAUGUUUAAUUCCCCAAGCGCCAAAUUCUAUUAUUUGGAAGUUAAAUUAGUUUGAAUUUUUACUGGAUAUCGACUUAAAACAUUUCCAUGCACAGAAUAUUUGUCAAAGUGAGCAAUCCGCUGUUUGUGUAAAAUAAAAAUUCCCAUAUUACAAAUUUGUAAUCAUUUGCUUAGACAAAUGAGAUUAUAAAAAAAAAAAGAAGAAUUUCAUCCGUGCACACGUCUAUUAAUGUUAAGAUUAAUUACAUACAACAUCCCGUUUAUCACGAAAUCAUUUAAAUUCGCUGGUUGUAUUCUAUAAUCUAUACAUAAAACAAUGCAAAUAGAAGAUAAUUUUCAACUAGUACCUUAGGUUUGUUUAGAUUUUAAACUAAAAACAAAGGAUGAACAAUGAGGGAACUUAAUACAAUAAUCUUGAACGACAAAGGAGAUAAAAUUACGAAAAAUAUUUUAAUAUCGGAUGAAAAAUCACAUUUAAAUCUUCUAUUUCGAGAUUACUCUUUUGAUUUUCUUCCUUUUCUAUCGAGUUCUCUGUGUGUUCAUCUUGCGUAUCGACCGAAUGACGUUCUUAGCCAUUUGACUAACCUAAAAUAAGUUAAAACGAAAAUCUUCUGGUCGUAAACCAAACCUUAUUGAAUUUUAAUCUAAAAUUGUGCCAUUAAAUUUGUAUUAUCGAAGAGAAAUGAGUAAAAUCAGUGGUUCCAUCGAAAUUAUAUCGAAUCUAACGUUACACCAUUGUAAAAUAGUUAUCCUAUUUGUAACAAAAGACGAAUUUAGAUCCCGGGUUCGGGUUCCUACAUCUAUAGAUUCGAUAACAGAACUUAAUAAUAUGCUGUAACGAGCGUAAGAAAUCCAAUUCGGAUUGAAUGUAAUUAAGUUAACUAGAAAUAACUCGUUCAUUCAUGUAUAUAAUUCGUGUUUAUUGUUUCCUCCAUUUGGACGAGUUGUUUCCAUGUACGAGUCAAUUUUAUUUCAAAAUAUUGCCGUAUAAUUUAAAAAAAACAACCUUAUAUAUUUAUUCUUGUAUAAGAAACGUCUCUAAUAUGAGACAUUUCUUAUACAAGAACCGAUAGAUAUAACCAUAUUAUAGUCUUAUAUAUUUAAAAUUUACAGUAAAAUAUUUCAUUUUCUAUACACGAAUACAGAACUAAACACAUCGCACUAGUAACUACCGUAGAUUAACGUUAUUUUGUAUUAAUGGAAACGUUGUAACGGCUAAAAAAAAACAAUUCCUUAAAAUGAUCGGUUUUAACCAGAAUUGAACCCCUGUACAAUAUUGUGCAUUGUUUUUAAAAAUAAAAAUUGUUGUAACAAUCUAAUUCGGGUAUUAUUAUUACUUCAUUCAGAAUUUCAUUCGCAUUUUACAAUUUUAU